Molecule: messenger RNA, 2958 nt
Organism: Trichoderma aggressivum f. europaeum
Lineage: Eukaryota; Fungi; Ascomycota; Sordariomycetes; Hypocreales; Hypocreaceae
Exons: 8
Coding region: 1-2958 (985 amino acids)
Biological process (GO): proteolysis
Cellular component (GO): Golgi apparatus
Molecular function (GO): serine-type endopeptidase activity
Source: RefSeq, a predicted model, not a curated record
AUGAGUGAAAAAAAGGAGUAUUCGGCAGGAGCUGUCAAGAAUUGGUUCCAGAACCUGGAUACUCCCGACACGCCAGCCAACGAAACCGAAUUAAGCACAGUCGAGGCGUUAGAGAAGUUACUCUUGCCGGAAAUUGAUACCCAACAGCGAAAGAAAUUCCUAGAAGUCCUAGGCACUGGGGAAGACAAUGCGAACUUGCAAGAGCAACAAUGGAAAGUUACCUCUAUGCACCGGGCUCUGGCAAACAAAUUUCAAGAAAUUGGCAUGGAAAUUAAAACGGACAAAGACGUCUUGAACAUGCUUCUGAAAGAUGAACAUGAAAAGGCUGAAAAGGAUGAAAAAUUCUUGGCAUAUCUGUGUGCCUGUGGAUGGGGGGGAUUCAACAUUCUACACACCAUCCUCAACCCGACUAUAUAUGAAAACAACUGCUUCUCUAUUGAUGCUGUAAAGCCUCUGAUCAGAUUUCUUCUACACAUUCAUCCAGAUCUGCCCACGGGAAAAUCAACAGACGGAAAGAACCAGCCACCUAUAUUUGUGGCGCUUCAAACCUACCGAAACUCUAGCAACAAGACGAAGGACAGUAAUCAGACGUUGGAGUUUAAAUCAUCUAUCAAGGAAAGUAUUAUCCGCUUUCUAUGCGAGACCGACGAUAAUGGAUUGGGUUCAAAAAUGGCCAUCAGAUCUCUGGCACAGAUGGUCGAGGGCAACAAGGACAGCUGCAACGCGAUCCAUAAGAUCAUCUCGAGCGCCGACUUUAAAAUCUCUGAGGCCGUACUGACGGAAUUGAGAAGUAUCAUGAUUUCAGAGGGACAACACAGUGGAAACGAGAUAUGUUGUUUGGAAACGCGCGAUGGUCAGGGCAGAACAUGCCUGCAUAUAGCACUCACAGCCCCCCUGAAUGAACGCAGCAUAUGGUGGGCUGAAAGACUAUCCGAGCUUCUCCCUGAUCUACUUAAAGCUACAUGCCCAUCAGCCAUCAAGAAGCAGGACAACGAUAAGGAGCAGCUUACGCCGCUGCAAUACUUCGCGGAGCAAAGGUCUCAAAAAGAAAGCGACGGUGAACUCAAUUUGACACUUAACGACUUGGAGGCCUUUUUAAAGCGCCAGUGCCUGAUAAAUUUUAAGAUUGACACCUGCAAGAGCAUUAUGUAUGGGAAAGGCGCCGCGAAAGAGAUUUUUCUCACACUCGACGAUGACAUCGUCUCUUGGGAGUCUCUUGAGUCUCAAAAGUUACACUACAAGCUAGAUACGUCGCUCAAGAGAGUACACAUCUCCAACAGUGUUUCCAUUCAUUGGGAUGAAUUUAGCUUGGAGGCUCGCAAGAUUGCAACAGGCUGGAAAUGCGCCGGAAACUUCGAUCUCUUUAUGGUUUUCUUUUGGCUAAAGCACGAAAUCGAUGUCAAGAAGAUCAUCGAGGUGGUUGUUGACGACGGAGCUGGAGGGGAGGAGAGCCCGAGCGAUGGUUCAGAGAUUGACAAAAAACCGCACAGCGACCAAGCUAUCAUCGAAUGUCUCAAAGGCCUAGCUGUCGAAAUUCUGAACUGGAAGCGAAUGGAUAUCCCUGCGGAAGUAAUUAUUAAAGGGGCGGGGAAAGACGUUAGGCGUCUACAUUUAUACUGCAGUGGUUCUCAGGCCGUGCUACAGAGCUGGGCAGAUUCGAAUGGCCUCUCGAAACUUGAGAAUGGUCUAGAAUCAUUCGAUUGGGUCAAUGAACACGCGAAAGAGUUUGCGGCAGAUUUGAAAAAAAAAUUUGAGGAAUUAAACCCAGGGAAAACACCCCUGGUUGUCGAUUAUAAAAUCAUCAGACCCAAGAAAGCGCUUGGGGCUAAAUCUGCUGAAUCGGAGGUCAAAAAUCGGGACCAACAGGGAUUUGAAGAGCAAGAUUGGCUGAAGUGUAUGGACGAGUUUGCCGAUAUUAUGGAGGCAGUUGAACAGCAGCCCGACUCCGCCAGCAAAGAUAUCCAAAAGUCAACACACCCCAUCAGAGUCGCCCUGAUCGACGACGGAGUCAAGACGAGCUAUGCGGGGCUGGACAACAAUAUUCAUACAGGCAGGUCAGGUUGGCAGCAGCCGGAUUCUCCAACCAUCCAGACGGAAAAUAGCCAGUGGGAACACUUUCGAGGCUACAACAGCUCCCACACUGGGCAUGGCACCGUCAUGGCCUACUAUAUCAAGCGGGUUUGCCCAAGGGUCAGCCUCUACGUAGCAAAACUCGAUUGUAAACCUCGCCGAGGCGGUGCCGGCGGCGGCAGCGAAAAUGUCACCUUCUCCCUCGAUUCGGUUGCCCAGGCGAUCGAGUGGGCUGUGGAACAAGAGGUAGACAUCAUAUCUAUGAGCUGGGCCAUCGAAAAGGGCAGUACACCGCCCUACAAGCCGCUGCGGGAUGCGAUCGAAAAGGCUGUGGAAAAGAACAUCAUCCUUUUCUGCGCAAAUCCUGACAAUGGCACAGGCUAUAUAGAUAAUGGCACAUACCCAUGGUCCCUGGACAAUGCUCACAUCAUCUGCGUCGGCGCUGCUACUCAGAGCGGCGUCCGCUGGAAUCAGAUCGACGCCAAAGAUGGAUCAUGCAAAUACUUCUUCCCCGGCGUCGAGCUCGGCAUCCAGGUCGAGACGAAGCAGCGGAGGAAUCCGGAUGGGCCCCCCCGAGAAUGGCGCACGCAUAGUGGGAGCUCGUUGUCGUGCGCACUUGCAGCUGGGCUAGCGGCUAUGAUAUUGCAUUGCUCCUUGGUUACUGGAGUUGCGACAUUCGGCAGCCGGAAAUGGGAGUGGCUGCGGUCUCAUAAAGGCAUAUGCAGUGCGUUUGAUAGGAUACAAGUCGAUAAGAUGGCCAGUGGUUGGCUGCCAGUGCGUAGGUUUUUUGGGCCGGUCGUGGCCAAUCCGAGUGAAGACAGUGACAGCAAGGCGCAAGCGAUCCAGAGUCUGAUCAAAGACAUCUUCCAAGGAAUGCCAUCUCACUAG